Helobdella robusta is the source of this 5373-nucleotide messenger RNA. RefSeq lists its product as hypothetical. Lineage: Eukaryota; Metazoa; Annelida; Clitellata; Rhynchobdellida; Glossiphoniidae. Gene Ontology annotation, biological process: regulation of ARF protein signal transduction. The transcript has 26 exons. Bases 1 to 5373 code for a protein of 1790 amino acids. The record is from RefSeq and is a predicted model, not a curated record. Gene Ontology annotation, molecular function: guanyl-nucleotide exchange factor activity.
AUGAAUUUUGAAAACAGAUGGGUCUUGAGAUCCGCUCUGAACUUCGCAAGCGAUGGAGAAAUAGUUAGAGAAGUAGGCAGAGAGUUCCAGAAAAAAGGACCAGAAAAAGCAAAAGCAGAUUUGGCAAAAGAGUGUUUAACACGAGUUAAGAAAAAGCGAGAAGAAGAAGACGAUCGUAAACCGGGGCGUUUAGACUUCUGCUUCGACAGUCCACUGAAAUAUGGAAGAUUCGUUGAGAAAAAUUAUCAAAGAGACCUCCAAGGUCUUGAGAUAUUCCAAGGUUUUCUUGAACAAAAUGUCAACUUCCUCUCCUACAAAAAAUAUCAAAUCAGGGGGAGGUGUUUGGAGGCGUUCCAAACGGCCCUGGAGUCUAAGAACCAACGUUUAACCAGCUUUGCCAUUGCUGGCAUGCAGCAAUUAGUUUGCUUUCCAAAUGAUAUAAUAUGCUUAAAACGUCAGAUGAUGUUGAAAGAUGAAAGGAUGACGUCAUCCAAAGAGAUGAUGACGUUUGAAGAGGUUGACCACUGGUACCCCAUACAAAUGCUGAAUGCUCUGCAUUGUGCUAACAUGCUUGUUGAAGAGGUCCAAGUUGAAGUUAUGAGACUGAUAUUAAACAUGACCAUGACCUUGCCUCAGUGCAUGACAGCUGCCGUCAUCAUCAACAUCGUCAAGACGUGUAUCGACUGCCUGACCAACAACAGCAAGCAGACCGCCAAGAACUUCAUCUUCAACACGUUCUUGAGGGCCACUCACAUGUUCGCUGUUAAGUCCUCUGAGGCUAGCGACGCUGCUGAGAUAAUGUUAGACAUGUACCACGUGACCGGCGAUGUGAAUGUUAAGACUGCCAUCAGGGGCACGUUCAGUCACGUCCUGUCCAUCGUUAACGAUUCAAUGACCAAUGAGAGAGAUGAUGAUGGUGUGAGGGUAAAAAAAAAAUCUGAACCGUCAAAAGUUGGCUGUAGCGAUAAGGACGAAGAUACUGCUGCUGCUGCUGCUACUACCUCUACUACUACCACCACUACUACUACUACUACCAUUACCACUAAUAAUAAUAAUAAUAAUAAUGACAUUACACAUGGUGUUGAUAAUGGUGAAGUUGUUGGUGACGUCUUAACAAAUGCCGAACAGGCAGCAGAAUUAGAACCAGUUUACAAGGGUGAUGAUGAUAAUAAUAUCUGCACUGGUAGGGUUGCUACUGGUGGGAUUAGAGAUGAGAGUGCUAGAGAUGACAUCAGCGGGGCUAUUAAUGGCAGUCUGAAUAACAACACAAUGCUUCAAACACCAUCACAACCAUCAUCGUCGUCGUCAAAAUCAUCGGCAAGUCAGUUGAGUCCAGCGGAUAAUGACUACUUGGCUAUCUUCCAGUACCUGUGUGACUGUUUAUCGUCGGUAGCAGGUCUGAGCAGUCCGUGUGAAUCCCUGAUCCUCGAGGGACUCCUCAUUCUCGUAUCCAGGCUGCCUACGAGUAUCUGUAACUUGCCCACUUUUCAGGAUCUUAUCUGGCAGAAACUUUGCCCCUCCCUCAUCAGCAUUCUCACCAAUCCGGUGAGCGACAAAUUCGCCAUCGUCUCCAAGGUAUCCAUGACAGCCGCUGGGAGAGAGAGUGAGAUUGGGAGGGGCUCGGCCAGCAUCUCCAUGCCGCCCGUCGCAUCUUCCGUUUCGUCUAAGACUAUUUAUAGCAUCUCCAUCAACUUGGUCCGAAGCAUGGGCCACCUGAGAGCCCUGAGACCCGUGUUCGAAUCCCUCUUCCACCGCAUGCUCCUCUACCCGGCUCCCAUCUACAGGAUGGAUGCCGUCAAAUCUGUUAAGCAGCUGAUAACGUCAACCGACGAUUUGUUAGUGCUAUGUGGUCCAACAACUGCAAGUUCAUCAACAUCAUCAACGACCAUAGCAUCAUCUUCAUCGUCGUCGUCACUGUAUGGCUCGUAUGCCAGGAGGAAAUCGGAGGAAGACUUGAGACUUCUGAAGAUAUUUAUCGAUUCUCUAGAAGAAUGCAGUCAAUCAAACGACACGACGAUUGUAUCGGCCAGCGUAGAUCUCAUAAAUGACCUACUUUCAACUAUUGAAUCUCUUGUCUAUGGUCAUGUGACUGAUAACAAUGGUCAUGUGACUGAUGAUAGUGGCAAAUUCACGAAGUCUGGGCCACAUUCUGGUGAUGACGUCAAAAAUAUUGCUGACGACGUUUCGGACGACAAAACAGUUUUUAGUCAAGAUAAUUGCACUGGCAUCACCAACAAAAUCAACAACAAGACCAACAAUAAUAUUAACAAUGACAACAACAAAAUCAACAACAACACCAACAAUAAUAUUAGCAACGACAACAACAACACAUCUAGCAGCACGCAAUCUGCUGACGAGGAGUUUGAUAGCAUCAACGUUAUCAACAACUCACAGGAAGUAACAAAUGAUUUUCUCUGCUCAAAGUACAUCAGAGAGUUGAAGGAUUUGGUUGGGCAAUUGAUGGAGUGUCGAACCGUCGUGCAGUGUGAUGAACGUGUGGUCAGGUUCGCUUCUGCAUUUUGUGCUGAAUAUAACAGCAGCAGCAGCAGUAGCAGCAACAACUUCAUCAACGAUCGAAUGAUAUUGAACGCCGACGCAGUAUACGUCAUCACUUACUCUUCCAUCCAUCUGUCAAUAUCUCUCCUCCAGUCUGGUUACCAUGACAACGCCGAGAAAAGUCUCCCCAUUACACUGAAGCAGUUCAAGGGAGAGAUACUGGACGUGGGGUUGCUGCUGUUUGUAUCUCGAUCUUGGCUGGAUGAUAUCUUUAAAGCAUUGAUAUCAUCCGAUGUUCUUGGGCUCUCUGGAUACUUCGUGAAUUUUGAUGAUGACGACAUUCGAGGAGGUCUGUGCAGUAGUGGGAUGCCAGCGCAUCUCUUGAGCAAGUAUCAAAUAGGAUGCCACUGUGAUGACGACGAAGAUGACGAUGAUGAGUACGAGAAUGGAAAGGUUGAUGAUGACUUCACGCGUGAUGACAAAGUUGAAUGUAGUCGUGGCCAUGUAAAGAAAUGCAGCGAAAAAGAUGGAAAUAACGAUAACAACAACAACAUCAACAGCCACAAAUACCAAAUAGCAAUCACCGGCAAUAAAUACCUCACCAACCUUACCAAACAAGACGUGCACUUACUGUGCGCCAACGUGCUGGCGACAUGUUGGGAUGCGGUCCUCAGCAUCCUGACGGCACUGACCUCCAACAAAGAGACAAACAUCAACUUCUCCAACCUGCUGCUACUCUUCAACAGUAAGGAAGAAACAAGGAAGAUCAGGCAGGCGAUAUGCUUGAGUUUGGAAGGGCUGAGGAGGGCAGCUAAGUUGGCGUCUGUACUUGGCCUGCAAGACAAGUGCAGCUGCAUAUUCGCCCACCUGGCCACAGCUUCGUGUGUCGUCGAACUGGAGGACAUCAAGAAGGAGCGACAGCAGUCCCAGCAACUUGCUCAACAUUCCAACAUCAGUGACGUCAAAACUUCAACAUCCCAGCCAUCUUCCUCAUCGUCGUCAUCAUCAUUCCUUUCCAAUCUAACCGGUAACAAAUCGUCUCUAUCAUCAACACUUGCAUCGUCAUUACCUGCAUCCCUCUCAUCGUCAUCGUCAUCGUCGAUAUUGGGGGGCCACAAACCCCGCCUGGCCCGCCUACACGCCGCCCACGUGCUCAGCAUGGAUGUUCUUCUCAGCAUCGGGCUGGAGAUGGGAAGCCAGUCCGGGGAUUGCUGGAAACAUGUAUUCAGAUGCUGCAGUCACAUAUCUGAGUUGGAACACACGUACUUCAGCAUCAACAGCAGCAGCGACACGCCAAACAGCCACAACCACAACAACAUUACAACGCUGCUGGUUCAGAAGCCUGCUGAUUUCAACAAGGGAGAUUACAUAACCGAUUUUGAUGGCAUUGAUAACUCAGCUGACUUGGCGACGGUGGCCAUGGUGGCUAUGACGACAUCCGGACCUCUCACACCACGCAUCAACGUGCGUGACGUCAUCGAGCAGAGUCGUCUGCAGCGUGGGUGGGACGUGGCGGGGGGAGGAGUCCUGGAUCACGUGCAGGCUGCCAAGGUGCUCUGUGGUCUGUCGCAGCUUGUUGACAAAUUGUACGAUGAUGCUGUGAAGAGGUUGAACAUGGCCUCCCUUCUGACCUUCCUCACCGAACUCUGCAACUCAAGUGCACAACAACUCUCAACGUACAACAACAACAACAACAAUGUCGAAUCAACAACUCCUUCUUUAAGCAGCAACAAAUUCAUCAAAAUUGACAGCAACAGCAACUCAACUCUAACAAGUUGGCCAAACAGCAACACCAACAAUUCCUCAUCAGCUCUCCUCUGUAACAUCAACUCACCAGCACCACUACCAGCAGCAGCAAUAACAACAACAACAACCACAACAACUGGUGGAACGUCAUCAACGUUGCCGACAAAUGCAUUGUUGUUAUUCAGGUUGGGGGAUGUAAUGAACGCCCUGGUCUCCAGCGACAGACCCCUGCUGCACAUCAUGAGGGCGUGGAGUGUGGUGGCCGGCCAUCUCAUUUACGUGCGUCUUUUCCUCUUUGUUCGUUUGUUCCUCUUUGUCUUUGUGUUUGUUUGCUUGCUUGCUUGCUUGCAUCUCAACGCCGCCCAACACAGAGACCACACGAUCUCGAAGAAGGCCGUGGCCUGCCUGCAUGACGCCAUCACCACGAUACUCGGUCGCAGGUUCGAAUGCACGCACUUCCACUUGAACGAAUUCCUCUGCCAACCAUUCGAACACCUCCUCAAGCUGGAAAUGUGUGAUGGCGACGUGCAGGAUCAAAUCGUUUGUUCAAUAUGUGAGCUGGUAGAAGCUUACCCCUCGAACAUCAGAAGUGGGUGGAAGCCCCUGUUCGGGGCUCUGCGAGCCGUGAAAAUCCGCCACGAAUGCAUCGAAAACGUUGACGACACGCGACGGCGACACGUUGCUGCAGUGCUGGACGUGUUCGACGCCUUCCUGGCGGCUGAUGAUGUGGUUGUGUUUGCUGACGCUGCUGUUGAGUGCGUUUUGUGUCUCCUCAAGUACGUCAAGGGAUCAAAAGAAUUUGAAAAAGCGCUCAGCAGUGAUGACGACGAUGAUGAUGACGAUGACGACUGUCACUCGACGUCAUCAUCGUCAGGAGAGGUCCACAAGGAUCUCUGCUUUCCCGCCCUCAAGUACCUGAAGAAGUGCGCCACCUACCUGUCCACCAUGUGGUCACUCAACAACUGCCCUGCGUUCGACGGGGUUCAAAGGUUAACUGGGUCAAGGUUAACCGGGUCAAGGUUAAUUGGGUCAAGUCAUUUUUCAACGGUGUCUGAAUUUGUUGGUUUCUUGGGUUUGUGGUUGGUAGGAGUUAACGUUUUGUUUUUAUUGAGGAUGGUAUCUUAUCUUUGA